Chenopodium quinoa (quinoa) is the source of this 341-nucleotide messenger RNA. RefSeq lists its product as uncharacterized. The transcript is spliced from 3 exons. The record is from RefSeq and is a predicted model, not a curated record. Bases 39 to 341 code for a protein of 100 amino acids. Lineage: Eukaryota; Viridiplantae; Streptophyta; Magnoliopsida; Caryophyllales; Amaranthaceae.
GUUCUCCAUCUUCAAAUCUCCUUCAAGCUGUCAAAGUCAUGUCUCGCGAGUAUGAUGAAUUUGACUAUGAGAGGCAAUCAAAUUUUGAUACUGUUAGCUCUCAAGCUGCCUCUGUCUCGGUUGAUGAUGCUAGUAAUACCGGCACUAUCAAUCCUUCUGUUAAUAAACGUCAAAGAACCGCAGGUAUAUGGAAGCAUUACACUUUUUUUGUAAAGACGAUAGGUAAUGAAAAUGUUGAUUAUGCUCGUUGUAAUUUGUGUGGCAAAGAAUAUAAAGCACCUGGUAAAGCGGGUACUUCAACUUGUAAAUCUGAGAGAAAUUUUAAAAAAAACAAAACUUGA